GUCUUUCAGUAUAUUCAGUAUAUCCAUCCGCCGGUCACACUGGACACAGCACAUGUAUUUCUGUUGACAAAAAAUUUAAUAAAAACAAUCUAAAAUGGUAAAGGGCAAGAAACCAUACAUUGACCGCAAGAAGGCAGUAACCUUUCAUUUGGUCCACCGCAGUCAACACGAUCCACUUGUCACCGACGAAAAUGCGCCGCAGCGUGUGCUCUUGGAGGCUGCUGCGAGGCAGCGAGAGUCGCAGGCCAAAUCGAAGGACGAUGCACCAGUGGAUCCCGCCAAGCGUCAGGAGGAGCAGAAGAAGUUCGGCAUUCACUUUGAUGACGACUACGACUACUUGCAGCACAUGAAGAAACGUGAGAACGAUGUGGUCUGGGAGUACAUGGAGAAUCCAAACCAUGCCAAGAAGCACCAGGAGGACGAUAAGCCAUCGACGGCCCCCAAACUAGUGUUGCCCAGUUCGGUUUUUGCCAGCGAGUUUGAGGAGACCGAGGGAAUGCUGAACAAGGCAGCUCCCCAAUCGUUGCGCUUGGACUGGGAUCCAGAUGUGGUGGCGGCACUGGAUAGCGAUUGCGAAAAUGAAGAGCUUGAGGAUGAUUUUGUUAUGCAGGCGAUGGGCGACGGUGAUGGAGAUGACGAGGAGCAGGAUUGGACUGACGAGGAAGAGGGCGGUGAUGAGGACAUGGACUUUGAUUCCGACAAUUUGAAUGAGGCCGAAGAUGAGGAUGAGCUUAUGGAUCGCCUGGCACCUUUGAUGCGAGAACGUCGUUUCGAUGACGAGGAGGUCAAGUCUCGCUUCACAGAAUAUUCCAUGUCGUCCAGUGUCAUUCGUCGCAAUGAGCAGCUCUCUUUGUUGGACGACCGCUUCGAAAAGUUCUUUGCCAGCUAUGAUGAUCCCGAGCUGGGGGACCUGGCCCUGGAAGAUAUCGAAGGCAAUUGGCACCAGAAGCACCCGGUCGUCAUGCAAUGCUUCCAGGAAUUCAAAAAGAAGAACAAGACUAUCGACUACAACAAAGAGUGGGAUCGUGAGCGCAUUGAAAAGUACCGGAAUGUGGUCGAGGGCGAGGAGGACCCCACCGAGGAGCUCGUCGAAUACGAAGUGGAUGAUCCCAAGCAAAAGAAAUGGGACUGUGAGUCCAUUCUGUCAACCUACUCCAAUAUCUACAAUCAUCCAAAGCUGAUUGACGAGCCAAGGCGUAGCCGUCGCUCCAGCGCCAGUACAGACCCAGCUCCCAUUCAGAUCGAUCCCAAAACCGGACUGCCCGCCAAUGUGUUGCGCGGCGGCGUUGAUGGCCAGCUCACAGCCAAAGCUCUGGCCAAUUUGGCUGAUGACUCGAACGCUGCCACGGGCCCAAAGUCGCUGUGCGCUAAGUCGGUGCUCUCGACGCUAAGCGUUCUGUCCAUACGCCCCAAGGAUGAGUCCGUCGAGGAGAAGAAGGAGAGAAAGCGUUUGCUAAAGGACUAUCGAAACGAGCGACGCAUCGAGAAGAAGGCCAACACAGAGGCCUUCAAGGAUGAGAAGAAGCGGCAAACUCACGUCAAGAUCAACCAGCGAACCAACCAGCAGGGCGCCACAAUUGUCUAGCUUAAGUUGCCAGCUCAGUUCUUUAGGUUUAAAUGUGAAUUGUAGUAUAUAUUGUACACAUGGCGUAUGUAUAAAGUGAUAUCUCUAUGAGGAGUAU
Molecule: messenger RNA, 1682 nt
Organism: Drosophila obscura
Lineage: Eukaryota; Metazoa; Arthropoda; Insecta; Diptera; Drosophilidae
Gene: LTV1
Product: protein LTV1 homolog
Exons: 2
Coding region: 95-1585 (496 amino acids)
Biological process (GO): ribosomal small subunit biogenesis; ribosomal small subunit export from nucleus
Cellular component (GO): cytosol; nucleus; preribosome, small subunit precursor
Source: RefSeq, a predicted model, not a curated record